Messenger RNA from Anopheles marshallii, 285 nucleotides. RefSeq lists its product as uncharacterized. The record is from RefSeq and is a predicted model, not a curated record. The transcript has a single exon. NCBI's taxonomy places the organism in Eukaryota, Metazoa, Arthropoda, Insecta, Diptera, Culicidae. Bases 1 to 285 code for a protein of 94 amino acids.
AUGAAGCUAUACACCGUCUUGUUCUUGAUAAGCGUGCUUAUGGUUAUUUGUGCUGAAUCCGCUACAACUGCAAAGAAGGUAGAAACGACCACAGCACCCGAACCGGAAAACAGUGACAGCCCGUCGGAAUCCGACGAAUCUCCGGACGUGAAAACGGGUGAUAGCUCGAAGGAUAAGCCGGAUAUGAGCCCGAUCGAGUUCAUGACGGAGGUGAUCAAAUCCGCAAUGCAACGUGUUACUUCCGGUUUGAAGGAGAGAGUGAACGUGGCUCCGUUCUCGUUUUAA